Fundulus heteroclitus (mummichog) is the source of this 8060-nucleotide messenger RNA. It is a transcript of the gene gabra3, whose product is annotated as gamma-aminobutyric acid type A receptor subunit alpha3. The record is from RefSeq and is a predicted model, not a curated record. NCBI's taxonomy places the organism in Eukaryota, Metazoa, Chordata, Actinopteri, Cyprinodontiformes, Fundulidae. Gene Ontology annotation, molecular function: inhibitory extracellular ligand-gated monoatomic ion channel activity; benzodiazepine receptor activity; transmitter-gated monoatomic ion channel activity involved in regulation of postsynaptic membrane potential. Gene Ontology annotation, biological process: monoatomic ion transmembrane transport; synaptic transmission, GABAergic; nervous system process. Gene Ontology annotation, cellular component: dendrite membrane; postsynapse; GABA-A receptor complex.
AGAGGGCAGAGCUUUGCGAAAGCACGCCAAAAAAUUAUCCAUUUCGCCGCUGGAAAAAAAAAAAAAAGCCAGUGGAUGAUAACAGUUGAGGGUGAAAUCAGACGGACUAAACGUCAGAAGCUAAUUAAGUCCAAGGAGCGAGAAGAAACGGCAGGAACGCAAACCCCCCCUGUGCUGCGGCAGGGCGGUCGUUGGACACCGAGAGCCGCUGCCUGAUGACAGUAAAGACAAUAUUACUAUUUUCACCCGGAUCCUAGACAGGCUGCUGGAUGGAUAUGACAACCGGCUACGUCCCGGGCUCGGAGAGAGUGUCACAGAAGUGAGGACAAACAUCUAUGUGACGAGUUUUGGGCCGGUGUCAGACACAGACAUGGAAUACACUAUUGAUGUCUUCUUCCGUCAAAGCUGGAGGGACGAGAGGCUAAAGUUUGAUGGUCCAAUGCAAGUUCUUCCGCUCAACAACCUGCUGGCCAGUAAAAUCUGGACGCCCGAUACCUUCUUUCACAACGGGAAGAAAUCUGUGGCCCACAACAUGACAACUCCUAACAAACUGCUACGACUAGUUGACAAUGGCACACUGCUCUACACAAUGAGGUUGACUAUCCAUGCAGAGUGCCCAAUGCACCUGGAGGAUUUCCCGAUGGAUGCGCAUGCCUGUCCUUUGAAGUUUGGAAGUUAUGCUUACACCAACAACGAGGUGAUCUACCUGUGGACCCAAGGAGACGAGAGAUCUGUGUCUGUGGCAGAGGACGGCUCCAGGCUUAACCAGUAUGACUUACUGGGUCACGUCAUUGGCAAAGAAACCAUCAGUUCCAGCACAGGAGAAUAUGUAGUGAUGACAACAUAUUUCCAUUUGAAACGGAAAAUUGGCUAUUUUGUGAUUCAAACCUACCUUCCUUGCAUCAUGACUGUCAUACUGUCUCAGGUCUCCUUCUGGCUAAACAGGGAAUCAGUUCCUGCGCGCACUGUGUUCGGGGUCACCACUGUGCUGACCAUGACCACGCUGAGCAUCAGUGCUAGAAACUCCCUCCCUAAGGUGGCCUAUGCCACUGCCAUGGACUGGUUCAUGGCUGUGUGCUAUGCCUUCGUCUUCUCCGCCUUGAUAGAGUUCGCUACAGUCAACUACUUCACCAAACGCAGCUGGGCGUGGGAUGGGAAAAGAGAGGGCAUGGAAAUAAGGGAACCGUUUCAGGCUAACAUGGCCAGGAUUAAAGAUAUGAGAAGAGAAUCUGCCACUUUGUCCAAAAAGGCCAACAACACCUUCAACAUCGUCGGGACCACCUACGGCAUCAACGUCGCCAAAGACCAAGGUUUAACGACAAUUUCCAAGAGCGCCCCGGCACCUUCGGCCAAGCACUCCUUUCUGCACAAAAUGGACGACCCCUACACAGAGGCCAAGAAGUCCUACAACCGCGUCAGCAAAGUGGACAAGAUAUCGCGCAUCAUUUUCCCAGUCCUCUUCUUCAUCUUCAACUUAGGCUACUGGGCGACGUACGUCAACAGAAAGCCAGCCAUCAUGAAGGCAAACAACCUAAACUGAAUUCAACCAAAAUGUUAGCUUUGGAAGAUAGUUAGGUUUGCAUUAAGCCAAGUCCAUCACAUCUUAAAAGUGUGUAUGUGUGCGCGCGCAUGUUCUGUGUGUCUGUUUUUUUUUUUCUUUCUUUCUUAAACGUUUGAUAUUUUUGCACGACUGUGCUGUUAGGAGGCAAAUCCAGUUUGCGUUCAACUCACCUGCAGUGGCGGACCCGGGAGGAAAGACAUCCUCGCAUCAGUCUGUGUUUGUGCAGCGUCUCCUUUUCUCCAAUCCACACUGGCUGUAGCUCUGGCCCCCCCGUUUCCCUGUCGUGGUUAAUCCUUUUGCUGUGUCUCGAUUGCCUGCCGUUUCGUACAGUAGUCAGGUUUGUGCGUCCACCGUUCUGAAACGUCGGGGUAUUUGCUUACAAUAAGUUAGCACACGCAUGCGUUUUCUGUUUUUAGCGUCACCCAUUGCUGGCGUUGAGGCGCUGACACACUGUACGCACACAGACACACACCGAUCCUGCAGAAAACACAAGGAAAGCCAUUCGCUGGUCGCUUUAUUGUGCUCUGUUAGUUGGGGCAGCCUGUAUAGUUUUAUAGGAACAUCAUUAAUAAUUGUCAAAGUCUGGCCUUCAGCCCCGGCUGAAUCUCGACACACACAAUACAGCCACAAAGGGCUGCCUGUACAUUUUCUAGUCCACUGGCUCUUAUUGUUUUAACUGGCUGAUUAUGUUUAAUGACAGAUAAUAUAUGUGCCUUGGUGAACACACUCAUCUUAAAGAAAAAAAAGAGGCUGACAUGCUCACAUUUGCAUUCCCAACAGUGCUUUUCAAAGGUAUUUGAACCCCUUAAACCUUUUCACAAUUUGUCCUGCAGCAACCACAACCUGGAAUGUAUUUUGUUGAGAUUUUAUGGGACAGAUCAACACAAAGUAGUGCAUGAUUGUGAAGCGGAAGGAAAAUUAUGCAUAAUAAUCUUAUUUUGGUAAAAUAUUUUAAAAAAAAAGUGCAGUUACAGCUGCACAUCUCUUGGGUUGUGUCAUUGAUUUACUGAAAAAUAACUUAAACUCAGUCAGAUUGGCUAGAAAGCAUCAGCCUAGUCUUUCAUGUUUUGCCACAGAUUCUCGAUUAGAUUCCGGUCUGGACUUUGACUGGACCAUUCAAACAAAUUAAUAUAAUUUGGUCUAAAUCCGAAAUGUCAAGCUCCAGACCUCAAGAGUAAAUGUGGAGAGUUAGUUCUCUCCAACACAGUGUUUUGUGUGUAGACCAGUAGAUUCAGUUUUGCUCUCAUCAGACCAAAGUACCUUCAUGGCUUAUGGCAAACUGCAAACAGGGCUGUUAAAGGUCUAUAUGUGAUAAGUUGAACACAUACAGACGCCUGUUGCGUUUAUUUCAAAUGUGUUUUAGUCCAUCCUAAAGGAGCUUGCGUGGGGUAGUGGGGACAGUGUGGCGCUGUACAGCCAAUAUGUGGUCUUUAAAGGGGACUAAAAUGAAGAUGAAGACAGAAAUCCUGGAACGUCUGUGAUGUGGUAAAUGACCAAACAGACCCCUUCUUCUACGGGCAGUGCUGUCUCCUUCUGGGAAUUCUUCUUUUGCCCAGACAUGUCCGCUUUUCAUGUUCUGUACAUGGUACCCAAAGAGAAGACUAAUGAAAACGUCCCGCUUUCAUCAUUUUCCCCGGAUCUGUAGACGUGUACUUAAAUUGGCUGGUGCCAUGCUUGGAAUACAACAGCAUUUUACGCAUGUUACAUCAUCUGCUGCCAUGAGUGUGGUUCUUCUCCGCUCCGAGACGGACCCGCUCUUCACAAGAUCUCAAAGCACCAGUGUACCUUUAACGACAAAACCGCAAAAGAAAUUUCCCUCAUAUCAUCCCGAAUGGGACAAAUGGGUGGCCGGGUGCGUCGACACAAAGCUGGCAUGUGUGUUUCCGUGUACGAAAAAAGAGCGGUAGAUCUAGUCCAUCUCACAUGGUCACAGAAAAGAUGUUGUUACACCGGGUAAAAGGGUUACGGAGCACCAGAAGUGGACUAAUAUGUCUUGAGAAGGCCACUGAUGCAGAGCCAGUGGACCAGGAGAGGAGCUAGCUAGCUGUUUGCCAGCUAGCUCCUCCCCAGCUAGCUGUUUGCUAGCUAGCUUUCUGUUGAGUCUAUGAUGGGGAUUCUGCUUGUUUAAUAGAGUUUUUGAAAGACCCUUCUUGCAAUGACUUCGAGAGCGACAUUACCUAGCCACCGUGUCAUCUUCAGAAAGGCUUUGAAAGCAUGAGGCAGACUGAUUUAGGUACGCUAAGGGAGCAGAAAUGUGCCUUUAUAGCGUUCUUUUCUUCUCGCCAUUCCUUGCUAAAGGCCAGCCUUGAUGGACGGCACAGCGACCAGUGAUCCUGUCCACAGAUCAGAUUCUCCCACCUGAGCAGUGAAUUUCUCCAGCUCCUCCCGAGUUACCAUUGGCCUCUUGGCUGCUUGGCUUAUUGAUGCCGCCCUUUAACUAAUGGUCAGAAACAAACCUCUGAGGCCUCACAGGUCAACACCAUUAAUUAGGUGACUUGUAAAGGCGAUUAGUUACCCUGCACUAUAUCCAUACCGGGGGCUGGACACAAUUGUUCAUAUUUGCAUUUAUAUAGGGUUUAAAACUAUGUAUCAUUUCCCUUUCACUUUAAACUUAUGCAGCAUUUUGUGUUGGUCUAUAACAAAACAUCCAAAAAAAAUUGUAGUUAGAGGUUGCAAUGUGACAAAAUGAGAAAAUAGUUUUAAGGUCAGUACCUUGCAAAAGUGUCCAUGAUCUCUGUCGGGUCUCUGUUCUGCAGUGAAUGGCUAUUCCUUCCCUAACCCAGCCCACAGACAUAGAAACCCAGACUGAAACUGCCUCUUAGUAUGAAGGGUUUACAGACCAAUUCCUGUGAGAAGACCUUGCAAAGAGAUUAAAGGCUCCAGUGUUGUCAAGAACAACUAUCAUGUAAAUUUAUGUUUUUGAGGGAGCAAGCUAACCAACAAACGACCACCUUUACCUCAGAAUGAAGACAAAUUCUGAAUUACAGUUUAAAAAGUGCAAAUGAUCAGAAAACAAUCUCUCUUUGUCAUUAAUUUUUGGAGCCUAUAUUUUACCUGUUUUCCUUGCAUUUGUUGCUGUUCCAAAAUGUUUAUGAUUUGUCUGUUAAUGAGCGGCGGUUAGAAUCUAAGCUAUGCUUUUAUGCUUUCUCGUGGACGGUGUAUUAGUGUUGAUUUUUACCGUCCAUAUGCUGUACUGGUUUUUAUGUUUCUGCCGUUGACAACAAAAGCAAUGCAUCAUACUGGGAAUUCAAAUUAUCUUCAGAGACAGUUUGAGAAAACUUUGCAAAAAUAUUGCAUCAAACUGACAGAGAGGACAAAUAUCAUUCAAGGGGAUUAUAUUGUGAUAAAUGCUGAUCAGAGUUCCAUCAGAUUUGGCUAUUAAGCAUCUGCUUUUGUUUCAAUCAGACAAUCUGUCUUAUGUAUUUAUACAAUCUGAUGCUAUAAGAAUAUGGUGUUUAUUUGUUUAUUUAUUUAUUUAUUUAUUUGCCAGAUGCAUUAUGGAUAUUUCUGAGUAUUUUUAAUAUAAACUCCCUGGGAGAUGCACUUGAGACCCAAAUAUGCACUGGAUUACAACAAACUGUAAGGUUGGACUGGGGAGGUGGCAGAGUGUACUAUGUUGUGGCUUCUGUAAAAGGUUGUCAGCCAAUCAUGUACAGUGUACCAGCCAUUGUUUCUGCAUGAUAAUCUGUACAUGUUUAUUGUUGCAAUGUCUGUAACAUGCAGCAGUGGUAUGUUAUAAACUUUGUCACCUACAAAUAACCAGUUGCACAAACACUUAACUCCAUUCAUUUCAACAUGCUCCUGUGAGGCUUGUGCUUUGCGAUGAGAACGGACCUCUGAAAGUGUUUUCCUUUGCUUAGUUUACAGCUAAACACACGGAUCCACUAGAUUGACUCAGCAUCUGUCUCCAUUUACCUUUAACAAGGUGUCUGUAGGGUCCUAAGAAGUCUAAAAAAGCCUUAAUUUGUGUCAAUUUAGGCCUUACAAAGUCUCUGAUGCAUCAGGAUUUCCCACACUAUGUCUUCAGUUGCAUCUUAUUCUGUCUUAAAUUUCAGCUCCUAAUACUGACAUUUUGUAGUUUCCGAAUUAAACUUAAAACAGUCUUGCCACAUUUUUCACUAUUAUCUCCUUCGUCAUUGUAUUUUUAUGUGGUUUGAUUCAAAAACUGAGAUAUCAAUAGUUCCCAAAAAUCUUCAUUAUGCUCAUUGGCAUAAUGAAGAUUAUUGUUUAUUAAUUAAUGUGUUAAAGUUGGGUAAGAGCUUUGGAGUCACAUGUCGGAUUGAAAAAAGUUUUCAAUGUUAUAUUUAACUUGUUUGUGAAACCAGAUUAGUCAAAUAGAAGUUAGUAUGCUUAGUAAGUGAUGAAGAUAGCGUUAAAAAAUAUUUUUUUUAAUUCUUGACUAUCUUUAAUUAAAGUACCAAAGAUUGUAAAAAGAUGUUAAAACAUCUUGAAUUUAUAUUUACCAGACUUACAGAAAUCCUGUUUAAAAUGGGCGAAACACACUUGAAUGAACAUUUAAACCAGUAAUUCUCAAUUUAGUAAAGAUAGCUUGACUGUAACGAUUCGCCAUCAUCUAUAAAAGCAUAUUAUACAAAAAUUAUUAAAUGAUAGUUUGAAUUUUUUUGUGAUGAAGAGAUCAAACUGAAAUGGUAGGGAGCCCGAGUCUUAAACUAACUGCAAUUAUUGUAUUUUUUUUGUGCAGCAAAGUCAAGACUAAGACUUACCUUGGCAGUAUACGUUUGGAUUAGACGCAGAUGGAGUCUAAUCCUCCUGCCUACAGGCAGUAACUAAUUCAGAACUCGUUGACUUAAAUUACGUUUGAUUAGCAGAAGUACCAGGAUUGAGGUUACAGUAGAUUGGUGGCUCUGAACAAAAUAGCUUAAUGUCUCAACUGAUAUGCAUAAAAUAUACUAAUGUCACCAAUAGUCUCUAACCAUAGAAGUAUCUGGAAAAAUGUGGGCCUAUAGCCAAACACAUACAGUCACUAUACAGUCUCGUAGUUAUUAUUUUAGCAUUUAGAACUUUCAGCAACGGACAUCCUUUGCCAAAAUAUGCAAAUGUUGUUUUCCUUUUUCAUAUCGGGUCACAUUAUAAGCACAAAUUGUAAUGUGUCUUACUGGAAUUUUAAGUGGUUGGCUGCCUUGAUUUGUCCAGUUAUUAACUCUGAUCGGCUUCCCGUUUUCCAGCUAACCCAUCUCCACAGCGUGAUGCCGUCCCCACCAUGCUUCUUUGAUGCCAGCGUGACAACGCAUUAAAACACUUUUACAAAGCGCUUUAAACAGUAAACUGUAUUUGUAUUUCGCAAUUCAAAGUAAUUUAAUAAUGUAGGCUUCAGGUCAUCUUCCACCGUUUAAAACGAUUGCUUUUUAAUCUCGUUUCAAAUCGUUCAAAUUGAAUCAAAGUCCGUUUUUACUUUCCCCCCUUUAUCUUUACCUGUGUUUUAUAGCUGAGGACCAAACAAGGGAAACCACUUUCAGAGCUGCACAAUUAAAGCUUCUGCUUUACACGAUAAAAUCACCGUCACCCAGCCUGGAGAGAUUCAUCUCUGAAUGACUACAGCAAACAGAACAUGUAAAGGGGAAAAAAAAGUCAACUUUAUCAUUUGCAGUACAGUUUUAGGAACACACAUGCAUACUUCAGUCAGUAGGAUAAACAGGGAAGAUGUAUAUUUUGGUCUCUUUCUUCCUCACACAGCUUUGAUAAACAGGACUCUACAGUUCUGUUGCCAUUCAGGUUGGGGUUUGAUCUUAUUAUGUGGUAUUUUCCAUACAGGGGCCAGAGUUGAAUUCACUAUAACCAUGUCAUCCUAUACAGUGAGCUACAGUAUAUUAAGAGUAUAAUACUAUGUGAAUAUAUUUAUGCUAAUAAGUACAGCAUUAAAUAUUAAGUUUUAUACAACAUAACCUCUACAGCACAGAUGCAACGGUGUUGAUGCGUAGAAAGCUGUAGAAAAAUAGAUCAAAUAAGGAGAUUAAUAACGGCAAAAAAAAAACUUGUUUAAAAAGUGUAAUUAACUUGUGAAUUUGUAGAUAUUGUGGAAUCAAUUCCGAUAGUUUUUUGUUUGUUUUUUUUUGGUGAAUAUUGAUAUGUCAUGUCCUUUAUUUUUACAUCAUAUAGAUACUGCUGUCUAACGUCGCGCUCUGUAACACUAAGUGUUAUGGUAGUAAAGAACAGUAGAGAUAAUAUUCAUCCGGCUACUUACAAGAUCGGUACCUUGUGUGCACUUUCCAAACCUAACUGUGAAUUAGCAGCUGUCUGCAAGCAGAGUUGUACACACUGUGUUCUCCUUCCAGCGAUUUCACUGCAUGUCCCUCCGCAUCGAGAGAUCAAAGACUUCCUCCGCAAAGACUGCUCCGGGAACUUUGUGGACUUUGUGAUUUUAGUGGGAAGUUGUUCUCUAUAUGCCCAGUGACUGGACUCUGUAUGUUACACUUGUUUGUGUGCUUACUGUAUGAGAUGUAGCAAAUGGAAAUAGGGAUUAAAAGGACAUUGUAUUUUG